Molecule: messenger RNA, 930 nt
Organism: Fusarium redolens
Lineage: Eukaryota; Fungi; Ascomycota; Sordariomycetes; Hypocreales; Nectriaceae
Exons: 3
Coding region: 1-930 (309 amino acids)
Source: RefSeq, a predicted model, not a curated record
AUGACGACAUGUUUCAUACAUUUGACUGCUGUAGUGGCAAACACUGAAUUCUCCUUUCAUGCAUAUCGACACACUGAAUCUACGCACCCAUGGGGUUCUCAUCUGACCCCUGGCAGUAGCCCUGCGAGUAUCGGAUUUGAUGACUUCACCGAUUACGGCACUGAUCAAGCGCUUGCAUGCCAAUACGAUACCGAAGAGCAACUUUUCUCUCUAGAUUCGUGUUUCGAUUCCUUUUUUGAAAGUCAACCAGAUUUCUCUAGCCCAUACGAGCUACCAGACUUAUCCCAAAGAGCAGUCUCGCCUUCGAUGACCUCACUCGACCGCACGUUCUCUUCAGAAAUUGCUGGAUAUGACUUUUCUACGUCCCACACAUUUGCAAGUCCGAUUUGGCCUUCCGAUGAAAAUGAGCACCCCAGAAGCUUUUUCAAGCUUUCGGGUGUGGCUAAGGACGUUGAUAACCCCUCUAAGUGGGGUCCCGUCGAUGAUUUGGAGUCACAUGGCCCAAAACUUUCACAAACUGGCAGAGCUGGUGGUGGCACGACAGAAAAAGUACCAUGUUUGCAGAAAUCACCGAGAAGAUCUCGGAGGAGGAACAAAGGCAAAUCAAGCAUCGAGCCACUUCGGACGCUUCAAAGGAAUAUUCACAGGUGUGAAUUUCCUGGAUGCAGUUGGACAUUCCGAAGAAAUGAACACCUGAAACCUCCCGAAUCCUUUUUCUGCGAGUUUUGCGGUAAGAAUGGCUUUAGCCGUCGUGACAACCUGAAAACCCAUCGGAAGCUACAUGCACGUCAGCCGAGUCCCAAAUGCAGAGUUGAGUUCGUUCCUGGCGCAGCAUUAAUCGUUCAACAAGAGAUGCACAGCAGGAAUCUGAGGCUGAAGUUGCCUAGCGCUCGUAGUAGAUUCAGGCCUAGGCCUACAUGUACGGCAUAG